This is a messenger RNA of Fomitopsis serialis, 714 nucleotides long. RefSeq lists its product as uncharacterized. Bases 1 to 714 code for a protein of 237 amino acids. The transcript is spliced from 3 exons. The record is from RefSeq and is a predicted model, not a curated record. Lineage: Eukaryota; Fungi; Basidiomycota; Agaricomycetes; Polyporales; Fomitopsidaceae.
AUGCACCCGUCCUCAUCCAUGCACCCGUCCUCGCCCAACGCGCCCAUGGCCCCACCGCGCGCUCUUGAGCCCGCGCUGCCGCCUGUUUACACGCCCGCGGAUCUCCCGCGUCAUCCGCCAGCGUCCGCUCACGAGAGCCGCGCUGUGCAAGCCCCCUGCGUGCCUGGCAUCCGCCCCGCUCGUUCACCCACCUCCGUCCGCUCACCGCUCCCCAUCUCGCACCCUAGGCAGCGGAACAACACGCGCGCCACCCCGCAGCAGCAAACCUGGCAGCUAGCAUGGCUACAAACACUCCAAGGCACCCAGGGGACACCCCUCUUCGCAGGAACGAGCCUUUGCAAGAUCGCGAGCGGGGGGCCACCAGGCACGAGCACGCCGGACUGGGAGGGAAUAUUUCCGUUUGCCCUCGCCGACUCAUCUUCCGCAUCCACCUACCUCUCCUCUGUCCUCGACGUACCUACGCCCCCGCCACGCAUUAUCCUGCCCAUCCGAGUCGCGCUUGCGCCCCCGCGCAACGUUUACUCCCGCGCUUCACAAGAAUCACAACCCACGACCUCCACGCCCUCUUCCAGUACUUCUCCCUUGCACUUUCAUCGUCCGACGACCCUCGAACUCCCUCGUGCGGGCGGCUUGUCAGUCGAGUACGCCUCAUCGCCCGGUGCGAAGACCAAGGAGCCCGCGCACCGUCUGCUCGCAAGCUCGCCGAGAAAAUAG